GUCUUAUUAUAAACAACAAACUCUCGAUGGACAUCUUCUUCCCAAAAGAAAACAUAAACAAAUUAAUAUUAUAAUAAAUUAUUAAACUUAUUAAUAUACACCAAACCAUGAGCUGCAACUACGCGGAUGGUCUCUCCGCCUACGACGACAAGGGAAUCCUGGGAGCGCCCGAGAGCUUCGACAGCGAUGAGGAUGUGACCAAAAAGUGCCAGGAACUAGCUGACUUAAUCAAGAAAUCCGGGCACGUUGUCCUCCACACGGGAGCUGGCAUUAGUACAUCCGCAGGGAUUCCCGAUUUCCGGGGACCCAAGGGCGUUUGGACCCUGGAGGAGAAGGGCGAGAAGCCGGACUUCAACGUCUCCUUCGAUGAAGCCAGGCCCACCAAAACCCACAUGGCCAUCAUAGCGCUGAUCGAAAGUGGCUAUGUGCAGUAUGUGAUCUCCCAGAACAUUGAUGGUCUGCACCUAAAAUCCGGUCUGGAAAGGAAGUAUCUUUCUGAGUUACACGGCAACAUUUACAUCGAACAAUGUAAGAAAUGCAGACGUCAGUUUGUCAGCUCAUCUGCUGUGGAAACAGUGGGUCAGAAAUCUCUGGACAGGCCAUGUAAAUCUUCCAUGGAUAGUAAAGGUCGCAGCUGCAGAUCGGGUAUCCUAUACGACAACGUUCUGGACUGGGAACAUGAUCUUCCCGAAAACGACCUAGAGAUGGGCCUCAUGCACUCCACCAUCGCUGACUUAAAUAUUGCCCUAGGAACCACCCUACAAAUCGUUCCCAGCGGUGAUCUUCCCCUGAAAAAUCUCAAACGCGGUGGUAAAUUUGUAAUUUGUAAUCUGCAACCUACGAAACACGAUAAAAAAGCGAAUUUAAUCAUAUCCACCUAUGUGGAUGUGGUUUUGUCAAAGGUUUGCAAAUUAUUGGGAGUCGAAAUACCUGAAUAUACCGAUUCAUCCGAUCCUACUAAGCAGUCUAAGACAACUGAGUGGACUAUACCCACAAAUAAUGUUAAUACUUUUCACAAACAGUAUAGAAAACAUGUAAAGGAUACGAAAAUUGAAUCUAAAGCCAAGAAAACUAAGUAUAAGUAAAAUAGUUUGUAAAGAAACUGGGUUAAAAUAUUCUAUCAAAACAAAAUGCAUUUAAUUAGUUAUAUCAAUCAAAAAGUCUUAUAAUUAUUUAAGAAAACAAAUUCGCCCAAAUAAGAUAGGUUUAGUAAAAUUAAUGUAUAUAUUUAUAUAUAAAAAGUCCUUUAUUUGUUUUCAUUAAAAAGUAAGUGUCAACAAUUGGGCAUUAUACCUGUCUUAGAGCUAAAGCGCCUUAUAAAUCAGGCAAUAUAGGUGGACAGGUGCACACAAGAUGCUUGUCGCCAUAGGCAUCAUCGAUCCUGCCCACAGUGGGCCAGAUCUUGGCAUCCGGUUUCACAAAGAUCUGUAAAAAUAAGACAAUUUUAAUUAUAAAAAAUAA
Messenger RNA from Drosophila biarmipes, 1461 nucleotides. RefSeq names its product NAD-dependent protein deacetylase Sirt6 (gene Sirt6). Bases 108 to 1085 code for a protein of 325 amino acids. NCBI's taxonomy places the organism in Eukaryota, Metazoa, Arthropoda, Insecta, Diptera, Drosophilidae. The record is from RefSeq and is a predicted model, not a curated record. Gene Ontology annotation, molecular function: NAD+ binding. The transcript has a single exon.